AUGAAAACCGUUAAGACUGGUAGAUUAGAUUUGCCUAAGGAAAAGCAGCUGGUGUGGUUUCAAAAUCGGAGGGCGAAAUACCGAAAGCAAGAAAAGCAGCUACAAAAAGCCCUUGCACCUUCCGUUCUGCCAACUUGUAAUGGGGCCAUGAUGCGCAACAUCUACCCAACGGCUACACGUGGAUACCAACCUUAUCCUCACCCAAAUACCAUCAACAGAUACCCACAGAUGAGUGCAGCUAGUUAUCCUUCAAUGAGCCAACCGUUCUCUAUGAGCCAUUCAGCCACCAAUAUGACAUCUGGAAUGAGGCAAGAUUCAAUGGGUAUGUCUCCUGAUGAUGAGUGGUAUAAUAAGAGCCUGUCUGCACUGCGCAUGAACAGCUCCCAUCACCCCAACCUUGGUGCCCCGAUGCUUCAAUAUCAGACAUAGUCCAGACAUUUCUAGGGCACGCAUUGCCACGGCGUGACUUUGAAAAAAGAACACCUUGAAUGACAUAAAACAUUUUUUAUUCGUAUUGGCUAAAAGAUCAAGGUAAAUGUGGCAUGAUGGAUCAUAUUGAAGACUUUCACAAUGUUCCACUGGUUUUAAAUUAUUUUUAUUGUGGAAUCAUUAAGCAUUAAAAGAAUGAUGUAUAAUUUUUAUACAUUGUGGAAAUUGUUAAAUAACAUUUUGUUAUGUGAUUGUAGAUAAAUUGGAAGAUUCUCAGUAAUUUGUUUGUUUUAUUUUUAUUGGAAAAAUUAAAUACUCAACAACGAAUUAUUUUCUUAUAUUGUUAUUGCUUUCGAAAUAACAACUUUCAUUUCAAUGUUUGAUUUGUAAAGAUUAAGUAUAAAAAUAAGGAGCAUUUCAUGUACUUCCUUGUUUUCAAUAUUUUAUAUAUACUUAUAAACUAUUACGUAUGAAUAUAAAUAUAUAUAUAUAUAUGUACGAUGUAAAUAAUAGUUAAGGAUUGUAUUGUUUUGACAUUUUAACAUUAAGUACUGUGAAUAAGUGAAUUUUUAUUCCUAAUUAUUUAUGGAAACUAAUGUUUAAAAUGAAUUUUUAUGGCUUUUCUUUAAUUUAACUAACAUGGUUUCCAUUUAUAAUUAUGGUUGUUUUCUUAAAUGUAUAUAAAUAACGUAAAAAUUGAAAAAUGCUGUUGUUGAUGAUGUAAAUUAAGGUUUAUUAAUUCUAGGAAAGCUUAAAGAGAAAAUUGUAUUUAAGUGCUACUGGAGACUAAAACCGAGGUUAACCAGAUUUGACAUUAAACAACAAAUAUUUAUAAAAGUUCCUGUGCUUGCUCCACCAAUUCUGAUCCAAUGAUUAUCACAUAUAUACUUUCCAUGUGUAUGUAACUAUAUUAAUGAUUAACAAGGUGAUAGUGAAGACAUUUUGAAAAUUUUCUCAAUGUUAUAGUAAUAAUUUCAAUUUCUCUUGUUCUAUAUUGUAGUUUUAUCAUUAGUGGAUAUCAUCAGUUGCUUGUAUGUUAAUUUCAUUAACUGAAUGUAAUAAACG
Molecule: messenger RNA, 1494 nt
Organism: Nezara viridula (southern green stink bug)
Lineage: Eukaryota; Metazoa; Arthropoda; Insecta; Hemiptera; Pentatomidae
Source: the annotation of a GenBank genome assembly